GGCUACAACAAACGAAUCAACCAACAAAUCUGCACAAGAGUCAGAAAAUGAGAUUUCAAUUACUGAACUGUACCCUCGCUAGAUCUUGGUCACGAGAUUUAUAUUCAUUCACCAUCAAUCUGCUCAUGAAGUGAAUGCUAUGGUUAUUCUAUUAGUAGUGCAGCUUGGGGCUUCUCUUUCUACACUAAGGUUGGAAUCCCUCGGCUAUAAAAGCUUAGCGGUAUUUAAAACCUGAGGCAUCCAAUCGUUAGUUGUUAUUGGAAGAGCACAGCCAUAAUGGGUAGCUGCUAUUUCUUGACGUGCUUUCUUUGUUUUCUGGUUUUCAUGGCUACAAUGACAUCUCAAGCCAAAGGCGAUGUAACUUCAGAAGACUUCCACUACUUCUGCGACUCCAACAACGACAGAGGAAACUACGCAACCGAUGGAAUCUAUAGCCAAAACCUGAAGACCGCUCUCACCCUCGUCGGUAUCUAUGCGUCCAGAAACGGUUUCUUCAGCGUCUCAAGGGGCAAGGACACAUACAGUGCCAACGCCAUUGGGCAGUGUAGAGGUGACGUCACAUCAACAGAGUGCAGCAAGUGCCUCGCCCAAACCAGAGCCAACCUCACCCGCGUUUGCGGCAACCGGAAGGAGGCCAUCGGGUGGUACGAGAACGAGAAGUGCAUGCUGCGCUACUCCGAUCGCACCAUAACGGGCCUCGACGAAAUUGGGCCUGCUUACUUUGUUUGGAACCUCCACGACGCACCCAACGCCGAUCAGUUCAAUCGAGUGGUGAAGAAGCUUCUGGAUGGCCUCCGAGACACCGCGGCGUCGGCUGUCAAUGGUCGGAAAUACGCGGCGUCCAAUGCCACGGGCCCAGAUCAGCAAGUCAUAUAUGGGCUUGCACAGUGCACCCCUGAUUUAAGUGGGCCUCAGUGCCUUGACUGCUUGGUCCAGUCCAUCGCUGAACUUCCACGGUGCUGUAAUAACAGGAUAGGUGCCAGAAUUAUUAGACCUAGCUGUUACGUGAGGUACGAAACCGAUUUUCCUUUCUUUGGGCCUCCGGCAUCCGCCCCUUAACAGUUGUUUCCUUUCUAAGCUUUAAAACUCGGUUAAGAAACAAAACUAACGUAGUUUUGUGAAUUUUAAUAUAAAUAAAGACCCAUAAUAUUUCGAUA
Vigna unguiculata (cowpea) is the source of this 1157-nucleotide messenger RNA. Its product is annotated as antimicrobial ginkbilobin-2-like protein. NCBI's taxonomy places the organism in Eukaryota, Viridiplantae, Streptophyta, Magnoliopsida, Fabales, Fabaceae. The record is from RefSeq and is a predicted model, not a curated record.